GGUACGUACGUAGCCAUGAGGAGUGGAGAGCAAGAGAACCUGCCUGACGCGGAGCUUCGCCCGGCCGACACCCGGGUUGCGAAGACCCACUCACGUGGUUCUUGGCUGUCAGGAUGCUCUCACAUAGGGGUUGCUAGGGACCAACACGUGGCGCUUGGUUGCCAGGGCCUACUCGUGUCUUUGGGUGUUUUUGAGCUGCGAUUGGGCACUCUGAGAAGACAAGCGUUACGUAUUUCCGGUUCCGACAGCCUGGAGCGGACGCUGAGGAUGGAUGGCGGCUGUUCAGUGCGGGAGGAGCUUUCCACCCUCUCCUUUGAGGAGUUGCAGGAGCUGCAGAGUAAGGUUGGGCUCAAGGUGUACAAUCAGAUGGUGUGUGACUCGGGGAAGGAACGGCAGAAGCAGCAACAGAAGUGUUCCCAGAAGGACGGGCCCCUGGAGAUGUCGUCAAAGCAGCCAAUGCCAUUCCUGAGGAGACCAGCCGCUAUGAAGAAGAGGGUGGUGAGGGAUCCCCGAUUUGAUGAUCUGUCCGGUAACUACAACCCCGAGAUCUUUGACAAAACCUAUGGCUUCCUCACUGAGGUCCGGAGUAAAGAGAAAGAGAUCAUUAAGCGGAAGCUACGGAAGGUGAAGAAGGAAAAAAGCAAGAAGCAGCUCGAGUAUGUGUUACAGAGGAUGACGGACCAGGAGAAGGCACAGGAACACACACAGCAGCAGCGCGAGAGGAUGAAACAAUUUAAACAGGAACAGAGGCAGCGAGUUCAACAGGGAAGCAAACCCUACUUCCUCAAGAAAUCCGAGCUGCGGACACUGGCGCUGGCAGACAAGUACCGGCUGCUGAAGCGGAGUGGGAAGCUGGAGAACUUCCUCGAGAAGAAGAGAAAGCGGAACGCCACCAAGGAUCGCCGCAAGUUGCCUGGGGCGAGAGCAUGGUGAGGUGCAGCAGUUCAGACCGCUGUCCUCAUCUCUGGCUGUUUGGAACUGUUUCCUGCCCCCUCGCUGGGUCAGUUCCCAUCUUGGGACUCGUCACCGGUGUCAUGGACUGGUUUGUUCACCGUGUUCCAUCUGUCACUGUGUUUACUGUUGGAUUGUGCCCCACCAUUCACUCUUCCCCCUCCUGGCAUCUCACCUUCUGUACAGGUUCUGUGUAUAAGCUCCACUGGUUGGAAGCAGUGCUUCCUACGGGUUGCAUUCUACUUCAGAUACCGAGCCAGGCACCCUGCUUUUGGCUGCUUGUUGUCUUCAUACCUGACUCCUCCAUUAGUCUCUCCUCAUAUGUUCAGCUUUCCAUCGAACCCAUCUAUUUUCAUCUCCACAAUCUCUCUUUGAUGAUAAUAAUAAUAAAAACAAAAUUUUUGGCUA
Hypanus sabinus (Atlantic stingray) is the source of this 1359-nucleotide messenger RNA. It is a transcript of the gene rrp36, whose product is annotated as ribosomal RNA processing 36. The record is from RefSeq and is a predicted model, not a curated record. Bases 16 to 933 code for a protein of 305 amino acids. Gene Ontology annotation, cellular component: 90S preribosome; nucleolus. Gene Ontology annotation, biological process: maturation of SSU-rRNA from tricistronic rRNA transcript (SSU-rRNA, 5.8S rRNA, LSU-rRNA). The transcript has 7 exons. Lineage: Eukaryota; Metazoa; Chordata; Chondrichthyes; Myliobatiformes; Dasyatidae.